Saprolegnia parasitica CBS 223.65 is the source of this 1816-nucleotide messenger RNA. RefSeq lists its product as hypothetical. The transcript has a single exon. NCBI's taxonomy places the organism in Eukaryota, Oomycota, Saprolegniomycetes, Saprolegniales, Saprolegniaceae. The coding region runs from base 24 to 1748 and encodes 574 amino acids. The record is from RefSeq and is a predicted model, not a curated record.
ACAAGGACAAAGAACCAAGAAGGAUGUUGGCGCAGAAGAACGACAUCGCGCUUGCCGAGCGGCUCUCGUACGUGGCGUCGCUCGACGUCCAGGCCGGCGCCAAGGGCGACGACUACGAGGGCGUCAAGACCCCUUUGGAUCUCGAAGACGGCGCCCUCCGCGAAGGCGGCGCCCCCGUCUACUCGUCCCCCGAAGUGAUGGCGCUCGUGUUCCAGUACGCGGUCAUUGGUGUCGUCUACGGCGGCCUCUCCUACAUGAAGUACCCGAUCCUCACGGGCUACUUCCAGCUCGAAGGCAACGUGCUGAGCUCGGCGUCGGCGCUCAUGAGUCUCGGCUGGUCGCUCAAGGUCUUCUUCGGCAUGCUCACCGACUGCUUCCCGAUCGUUGGCUACAACCGCAAGCCGUACAUCUUCAUCGGCUGGCUCCUCACGGCCAUCAUCCUCGUCUUCCUCGCGAUCCGGCCGGCCGGCGACGACGCGUCGAUUGACGCCGAGAACGCAGCCUCGAACGGCGCCGUCCUCGCCCUCCUCUGCGCCGUUGCUUGUUUCUCGUACAUCAUGGCCGACGUUGCCCAGGACGCACUCCUCGUCCAGUACGCCCAGCGCGAGCCGGAUGCUGUCCGCGGCCGCCUCCAGUCGAUGAUCUACGCCGUGCGCACGGUGCUCAUGGCUGUCAUGGCCGCCAUCUCGGGCUUCUGCCUCAACUCGACGCGCAUGACCGGCGACUACGACUGGGACAUUGGCGUCAACGGGUACUUUUGGAUUCUGGCGAUUCCGUCGGCCGUCAACGUGCCGGUCGUGUGGUUUUUCCUCAAGGACACAAAGAAGGCGGCGGUGCCGGUCGGUGUCUACCUCCAGCAGUUCUGGGACCUCGCGCAGAAGCGCGUCGUGUGGCAAGUCAUGAUCUUCAACUUUAUGUUCUCGCUUUUCACGUCGUACAUCGGGUCCACCGCGGGGCCGUACGUCUCUCUCUACUGGGCCAAGGUCGAGAACCUCAACUCGUCCAUCAUGAGCAUCGUCGGCUCCAUGAUCUUCGCCGUCGUCCUCGUCGCCACCGGCAGAUACGGCACGCACUGGAACUGGCGCUACGUGCUCGUGAUCACGACCAUCUCGGCCAACGCGAUUGAUGCGAUUGUGCAGUUCAUCACGGUCUUUGACCUCUUCCGCAACCAGUGGUUCUACCUCGGCGUGCCGCUCACGGAGCAGCUCCCGGCUGGCAUCGGCUUUGUCAUUGGCACGUUUGUGAUCGUGGAGUUGGCCGAACCCGGCAACGAGGGCGUCAUGUACGGUCUCCUCACGACGAUCACGAACCUCCCGGGUGUCUUCGGCCCGAUGAUCACCAACGUCGUGUGCGGGCAGUUUGACGUCUCCAAGGCCGACAUCAAGACCGACACGGACCACGUGCGGUCGCAGGUCGCGUACACGUACAUCUUUGCCUACUCGAUGACGGUCAUCGGCUGCCUCUGGGUCUUCCUCCUCCCCAACCAAAAGGCCGCCGUCAUGGAGCUCAAGAAGACGGGCGGCAGCUACCCGCGCGUGGCGGUCUUUAUUUUCUACGCCUUCUUCGCGAUCCUCGCGACCUCGAUCACGGGCACGAUGGCGUCCAUGUUCGAGUCGACGGGCUGCACCAAGAUCGCCGGCGGCAAGGGCUGCCCCGAAGGCACGUCGCAGCUGUACCUCCUCGGAAUCUUUGUGCCCUGCGGCCUCGCGCUCCUCGCGAUCGCGGCCAAAGCCUUCUACGCGCGCUAAACAGCGAAAUAGUGUCUCGAUGCGGAUGAGACAAAAUAGCCUAUGUAAUCCUUAAAUUUUGUGUUGUG